Owenia fusiformis is the source of this 423-nucleotide messenger RNA. The record is from the annotation of a GenBank genome assembly. NCBI's taxonomy places the organism in Eukaryota, Metazoa, Annelida, Polychaeta, Sabellida, Oweniidae.
CUUUACUAAUGGAUCCAAUGAAAGUUAAAACAGACAUUUAAUGAACAUUUUUAAAAGCAAAACCUUUUUCUGUUUACAAGUCUUGGUAAAGAAUGGAUGACUGGACCCAUGACUGAUUGGGAACUGCUGUAUAAACCAGGCACCUCAGCAAAAAGUCUACUGAGUAAAGAAGGUGUGACUGGGCACAUAACUAAAAAUAUAUGCAUAGAUAACACAGCUGCCUCUGUACAAAGGAACAAUAAUGUGAACAGCAAUGAUUUGUAUCCUGGAGAAAACAUUCCACAGACCUUGACGGAAAGUGGCGGUACUGACACAGUGUACAAUGGCAAAGUACCUAGAUUACUCUCAGGAACUGAUGAAGCAACCAUUACAUCUUACUCAUUGAUAGAGGAUGAUCAGGAAAAUGUCUCAGAUUCAGAGGAC